Meloidogyne enterolobii is the source of this 969-nucleotide messenger RNA. The record is from the annotation of a GenBank genome assembly. NCBI's taxonomy places the organism in Eukaryota, Metazoa, Nematoda, Chromadorea, Rhabditida, Meloidogynidae.
AUGUUCUCAAACUUUUUACAAAUUGCAAAACAAUUUGUGAAACAUAUUAAUAUAUUCACAACCUUUUUACAAAUUGUAAUAAUUUUUUCCUAUUUUUCACAGAAGCAACAACAACGUCCAUCAAUCGUCUCUUCCUUAAUAAUGCUAGAAGGUGAUGGUGUAUUAACCCAAUAUGGAAUAGAUAUUACAAAUAAUUUACAAACAUAUAAUUCAAUUAAUAUUCUUAAAAAAUCCUUGUCAAAUGAUUUACCUUCUGAUUUUGAAAGGGGCAGUUGUAAUAGAAAAAGUUGUUUGUCAAUUAAUGAUAAUAGAAGAAUUAGUAAUAGCAACAACAAUAAUUGCAACAAUGUUGUAAUUAAUGAUUCUAUAAACAAUGCAAAGUUGGUUAGAAUGACUGAGUGGGAAUUAAGCAGAAGCAACAGUACUAUAGACUUUGAAGCAGUUAACCCUCCACUUCCUCAAAACAAUUCUUUUAUGAAAUUAUAUUUAAAAAGCAAGGAGAAGAACCAAAUUAAACAACAGGAAAAGAAUUGGCUUCCGUUUUUGGAAGUUAUUACUUAUUCUGGGCCUCAUAGAAGAUUGUGGCUUGGACCUCAAUUUUGCUUCAAUGUUCAUACUACAUCUUCUACGUCUUCAGAAUGUACAGAUGAGGACUCUUGCGAAAGUUUCAUUUCCCAAGUCAAUGGCCUAAAAAAGUGUUGCCCAGUCUUAAUCGAAAGAGAACAUCAACAACAUCACCAAAUGAAUGGAUUUAUUAAAUCAAACGAGGAAAUGGUUGUAGCAAAAAUUGUUUGUGGUUCUUGGUCUUCAGAAAUAGAUUCAAAAUCAAUGGAUGGGAUAUCUGGAAAAUUAAAAGAAAAAAUUGAUGAGGCAAUGAGAGAUUUGAAUUUGAGCGAGGAAAUGGAUGAUUCGCUGGAACAGAGUCAGGAAGAAGAGGAUCUCAUGACGCUUUCAAAAAUUGAUAUUUGA